AUGGUGUCGGACACGGUCUACGAGAUAUGCCUGCCUGUACUGCAGGACCCCGCCCUACCUGAGGAUGAGAAGGCCGACCGCGUCGAAGAUGUCCUCCGCCAAGAGGCUCGUCUGACAGGCAAGGCUCUCGAGGAUGCCGUCUUGGGUGUGCUAUGGCGCCACCGCGACACGGUUCAAGGCUCUACCUCGCCGCCGCCCCUACGCGCCUCUGUCAUCCGUCGUCCAUCGCCCGCCCCGUGGCAGCCUCGUUCUGCCACAAACUCGCCCAGAUCUCAGAGCGCUACCAUUCGCGCCCCUCCUGGCUUUGGUUCUAAUCCUCAGUUUUCACGCGCAAAGUCGUCCACUGCCUCGCCCUUUUCCUCGCCGCGUCCUUCACCGCGCCUCGCUUUUGCGACUCCUCAAAUCCCCCACAGUCCUAGUCUGAGUGCCUACCAGUUCAGUGAACCUACUUCCUCAACCGAGCAAUAUGGUGACUAUGGGAGCGACAACGUCGACUGGAUAGUCAACGACGAUGCCAGUAGUAAUGCUUCUUUCGGCGACUCGGCCUUUGCUUCAUACCCUUCAGACUGGGUCCAGCCUUCCAUGGUAGAAAUGUCAACCUACGACAUGCUGCGUUCCGUCUUGCGUGAUGAGAAGUCCGACGAAGAGCUCGAGCACGUCCUCCAGCUUAAUGGCUAUGACUUUAGCCAGACCAUCAUGGCCUUGGCCGAUCCCCAAGCCUUGACCGCUACCGAGGCUCAGAAUCGCACAUACCUCGUUGGAAAGUCCAUGAGUCCAACAUCCAGACCCCUUACUCCUUCUACCCAGUCGAAAAGCGGCAUCGUGUGCAAGUACUGGCUGUCUUCAGGCCACUGCGCCAGGGCUGAUUGUCGGUUCAGCCACGAUCUAAGUAACCAUCUGUGCAAGUACUGGCUAGCCGGAACUUGCCUCGCUGGCGAGUCUUGCAUCUUCUCUCACGAUCCCUCUGCUCUUAUGACCAGGUUGACUAUGGAUGAGAACGCUACACCACCUUCUCAGUCCAUCCAGCCGAACUUCCAGCUGCAAGACUACGAUUCCUUCCCUGCUCUGCAGCCCACCAAUUCCAAUCCGUAUGACCAAUCUUAUGACCCUUCAAUGCUUAAUUCUCUUCAAUCACAGCCACCCACCGUGUCUACCCUGAACCCCUUUGCCAUGUUUGUACCUUCAAGCAAUGCAAGCGUUCAGUCUUCGUCGCGACCCAACAGUCGUCACCAAUCUCGUACUGCAACUCCGUCAACUUUAGCCGUCAACGAUGAUGAGGCAUUUCCUACCCUGGGUUCCGCUGCAGCCUCACGAUCUUCUCGGCGCCAUGGCAAGAGAGGGCACGGUAAUACUGCUAACAAGGAGAGCCCCGUACCUAUACCCUCAUCCUUAGCUGAUGUCGUUCGCAUGACGCCGUCCCCAUCCCCCCAAAUCCAAACUCGAAGAGGGUUGAGGUCCGGCAAAUCGAAUACUGGGUCCCGUGAGAAUAGCGCAGCUGCCAUGGCAAUAGCAGCGCCUGAGCACAUCCCUUGGCUGGAGACUGGGGAGUCCGCAAACAAGGCGUACCUCAAGGCACGAGCUGAAGCAUUCCGGCAUGGUGGAUUGAGGAACAAAUACCUCCAGGCCGCUGCUCAAAGUUGGAACAGAAAUGAUGCCCGUGGUGCCAAAGCUCUCAGUCUCAGAGGUCAUAACGAGAAUCUGGCAAUGAAGGAAGCCCACCGUGAGGCGGCUCGAUGCUUGUACGAGGAACGCAACAAGGGUAAUGGAAUUGGCGAGCUCUUUGUUGAUCUGCAUGGUCUGCAUCCUGAAGAAGCAGUUCAGUACUUGACAUCGUGCCUGCUCGACCACAGCUCGUCUAACAAACCUGUCUACGCCAUCUGCGGUACCGGCCAUCACUCAAAGAACGGCAAAGACAAGGUCGGUAAGGCCGUCCGUCAGUUCUUGAAUGAGUGGCACUAUGCGUUCCGCGAGUUCAGUGUACCCGGCGAUCGCAACAAUGUUGGCGGUAUCCUCGGUAUCGAUCCCAGCAGCUACGAUAGGGAUUGUGCAAAGAAGAUGCAAGAAGCAGGGCCUAUAUCCGAGGCUGACAGUGGCGUCGGAUUCUUGAGUAGCAGUGCUGAAGACACGAAAGUCCGUAUCCUGAGAAGGGAGGAACAAUAA
Molecule: messenger RNA, 2160 nt
Organism: Aureobasidium musti
Lineage: Eukaryota; Fungi; Ascomycota; Dothideomycetes; Dothideales; Saccotheciaceae
Source: the annotation of a GenBank genome assembly